This is a messenger RNA of Patiria miniata (bat star), 3899 nucleotides long. Its product is annotated as polyubiquitin-C. Gene Ontology annotation, biological process: protein ubiquitination; modification-dependent protein catabolic process. The record is from RefSeq and is a predicted model, not a curated record. The coding region runs from base 82 to 3051 and encodes 989 amino acids. Gene Ontology annotation, cellular component: cytoplasm; nucleus. The transcript is spliced from 4 exons. NCBI's taxonomy places the organism in Eukaryota, Metazoa, Echinodermata, Asteroidea, Valvatida, Asterinidae. Gene Ontology annotation, molecular function: protein tag activity; ubiquitin protein ligase binding.
UUAUUAGUUAGCGUUGGAAGCAUUUGCUACAUCGUCGAAAAAGAGACUGUUUUUUCAACUUAUCUUCAAAACUAAACCUAGAUGCAGAUCUUCGUCAAGACCCUGACAGGCAAGACCAUCACUCUUGAGGUCGAGCCAAGUGACACCAUCGAGAAUGUCAAAGCCAAGAUCCAAGACAAAGAGGGCAUCCCACCAGACCAGCAGCGUCUGAUCUUUGCCGGAAAGCAGCUGGAAGAUGGCCGCACCCUGUCUGACUACAACAUCCAGAAAGAGUCUACACUCCACUUGGUUCUCCGUCUGCGUGGUGGUAUGCAGAUCUUCGUCAAGACCUUGACGGGUAAGACCAUUACCCUUGAGGUCGAGCCAAGUGACACCAUCGAGAAUGUCAAAGCCAAGAUCCAAGACAAAGAGGGCAUCCCACCAGACCAGCAGCGUUUGAUCUUCGCCGGCAAGCAGCUGGAAGAUGGCCGCACCCUGUCUGACUACAACAUCCAGAAAGAGUCUACACUCCACUUGGUUCUCCGUCUGCGUGGUGGUAUGCAGAUCUUCGUCAAGACCUUGACGGGUAAGACCAUUACCCUUGAGGUCGAGCCAAGUGACACCAUCGAGAAUGUCAAAGCCAAGAUCCAAGACAAAGAGGGCAUCCCACCAGACCAGCAGCGUUUGAUCUUCGCCGGAAAGCAGCUGGAAGAUGGCCGCACCCUGUCUGACUACAACAUCCAGAAAGAGUCCACCCUCCACUUGGUUCUCCGUCUGCGUGGUGGAAUGCAGAUCUUCGUCAAGACCCUGACAGGCAAGACCAUCACUCUCGAGGUCGAGCCCAGUGACACCAUCGAAAAUGUCAAGGCCAAGAUCCAAGACAAAGAGGGCAUCCCACCAGACCAGCAGCGUUUGAUCUUCGCCGGAAAGCAGCUGGAAGAUGGCCGCACCCUGUCUGACUACAACAUCCAGAAAGAGUCCACACUCCACUUGGUUCUCCGUCUGCGUGGUGGUAUGCAAAUCUUCGUCAAGACCCUGACAGGCAAGACCAUCACUCUCGAGGUCGAGCCCAGUGACACCAUCGAGAAUGUCAAAGCCAAGAUCCAAGACAAAGAGGGCAUCCCACCAGACCAGCAGCGUCUGAUCUUCGCCGGAAAGCAGCUGGAAGAUGGCCGCACUCUGUCCGACUAUAACAUCCAGAAAGAGUCCACACUCCACUUGGUUCUCCGUCUGCGUGGUGGUAUGCAGAUCUUCGUCAAGACCUUGACGGGUAAGACCAUUACCCUUGAGGUUGAGCCAAGUGACACCAUCGAGAAUGUCAAAGCCAAGAUCCAAGACAAAGAGGGCAUCCCACCAGACCAGCAGCGUCUGAUCUUUGCCGGAAAGCAGCUGGAAGAUGGCCGCACCCUGUCUGACUACAACAUCCAGAAAGAGUCCACACUCCACCUGGUUCUCCGUCUGCGUGGUGGUAUGCAGAUCUUCGUCAAGACCCUGACAGGCAAAACCAUCACUCUUGAGGUUGAGCCCAGUGACACCAUCGAGAAUGUCAAGGCCAAGAUUCAAGACAAAGAGGGCAUCCCACCAGACCAGCAGCGUCUGAUCUUCGCCGGAAAGCAGCUGGAAGAUGGCCGCACCCUGUCUGACUACAACAUCCAGAAAGAGUCCACACUCCACUUGGUUCUCCGUCUGCGUGGUGGUAUGCAGAUCUUCGUCAAGACCUUGACGGGUAAGACCAUUACCCUUGAGGUUGAGCCAAGUGACACCAUCGAGAAUGUCAAAGCCAAGAUCCAAGACAAAGAGGGCAUCCCACCAGACCAGCAGCGUCUGAUCUUUGCCGGAAAGCAGCUGGAAGAUGGCCGCACCCUGUCUGACUACAACAUCCAGAAAGAGUCCACACUCCACCUGGUUCUCCGUCUGCGUGGUGGUAUGCAGAUCUUCGUCAAGACCCUGACAGGCAAAACCAUCACUCUUGAGGUUGAGCCCAGUGACACCAUCGAGAAUGUCAAGGCCAAGAUUCAAGACAAAGAGGGCAUCCCACCAGACCAGCAGCGUCUGAUCUUCGCUGGAAAGCAGCUGGAAGAUGGCCGCACCCUGUCUGACUACAACAUCCAGAAAGAGUCCACACUCCACUUGGUUCUCCGUCUGCGUGGUGGUAUGCAAAUCUUCGUCAAGACCCUGACAGGCAAGACCAUCACUCUCGAGGUCGAGCCCAGUGACACCAUCGAGAAUGUCAAAGCCAAGAUCCAAGACAAAGAGGGCAUCCCACCAGACCAGCAGCGUCUGAUCUUCGCCGGAAAGCAGCUGGAAGAUGGCCGCACCCUGUCUGACUACAACAUCCAGAAAGAGUCCACACUUCACUUGGUUCUCCGUCUGCGUGGUGGUAUGCAGAUCUUCGUCAAGACCUUGACGGGUAAGACCAUUACCCUUGAGGUUGAGCCAAGUGACACCAUCGAGAAUGUCAAAGCCAAGAUCCAAGACAAAGAGGGCAUCCCACCAGACCAGCAGCGUCUGAUCUUUGCCGGAAAGCAGCUGGAAGAUGGCCGCACCCUGUCUGACUACAACAUCCAGAAAGAGUCCACACUUCACUUGGUUCUCCGUCUGCGUGGUGGUAUGCAAAUCUUCGUCAAGACCUUGACGGGUAAGACCAUUACCCUUGAGGUUGAGCCCAGUGACACCAUUGAGAAUGUCAAGGCCAAGAUCCAAGACAAAGAGGGCAUCCCACCAGACCAGCAGCGUUUGAUCUUCGCCGGAAAGCAGCUGGAAGAUGGCCGCACCCUGUCUGACUACAACAUCCAGAAAGAGUCCACACUCCACUUGGUUCUCCGUCUGCGUGGUGGUAUGCAGAUCUUCGUCAAGACCCUGACUGGCAAAACCAUCACCCUUGAGGUCGAGCCCAGUGACACCAUCGAGAAUGUCAAGGCCAAGAUCCAAGACAAAGAGGGCAUCCCACCAGACCAGCAGCGUCUGAUCUUCGCCGGAAAGCAGCUAGAAGAUGGCCGCACCCUGUCUGACUACAAUAUCCAGAAAGAGUCCACCCUCCACCUGGUUCUCCGUCUGCGUGGAGGGCAGUAAAUCAUGCCAUGCGUUACACAUCAGUAGCUUUAUUAUUGAAUUAUGCUUUGGAGACUUGAUUUAAAAUUUGAUCUUUUGAGCCACACAACACAUCUUAAAAAAAAAAAUUUGUGCAGUCGUUAAAAAAAAACAAAUAAACAAGAUACAGAAGGGCAAAUUCUUAAAUUCGGACAUGCAUGUCCGACAGUUUAAUGAGCUUCUGUUGGUAGAGUGAAUGUGACACUUCACUUAUAUGUGACAUCUAAUGAAAAGAAAAUGUUUAAAGGCCAGGCAAAUGUAGUACAUGUACCACCUUAACAAUCUUACAAAUCAUGUUGUUGGACAUACAAAAAGAAAUGGAAUUAACAGAAUUGCGAAGUGGGUGUUUGAAAAUGGGUACAUCCUUUUAAACAAGUCAACAGUUUUAACCCUAACUCCCUAGGGGGUGUGCCUAAUCAUAUUGAAAUUGGAGGAUUCAGGACUGUUCAGGAUCUAUAGAUGAGUAAAAACUAUGUAAAACAAAUUUGGUAUUCCAGUCGCUUUUAAGUGGAUCUAGGUUGCUUCACAAAACGUAUUGUGUCCACAAGCAAACUAUUAUUCAUAAUGUUUCGCAUAGAUCACAAAAUAGUGCAAAACUGACGUUUGCUUUUGAUGUGUUAACUUGACUACUGCGCUGGAUGCUAAGGCAAAAGACAAAUUACAUGUACUUGACAAACCAACCUAUAGCCAAGCAGUUUCAUCUCAAUUAAUCAACUCUAAUUGAAGCUUGUUGGGCAACUAAUAUACAUGUACAUGAAAAACAUAACAUUUGACGACACUUAAAAAUGAGUAACAAAUUGGGGAAGUGCAUUAAAACGUAAAAUUGAAAA